CCCUAUCCAUCUUGUUAUAAAUUUGACUGGAUCUGGGAUUUUGAGGUAUCAGAGAAUGAGACAACAACUACUAAGAGUUUCAAGAACAACUCCUGGGACCUUUCUGUCCUUUAGCUUUUUUUUCUUCCAACCUAUUCUUUUUAAAGGUGUGUUAUAACAGACGAUAAGAUGGCUACGUCCGCCAGCGCCUGCUUGAGUAAAGUUGUAAAACAACGGUACAUGGAGCUCCCCCAGGGAGACAAGGUCCAGGCCAUGUACAUCUGGAUCGACGGCACCGGAGAGGGUCUUCGGUGCAAAACCCGAACGCUCGACUCCGAGCCCAAGAGCAUCGAAGAUCUCCCAGAGUGGAACUUCGAUGGCUCGAGCACCUACCAGUCGGAGGGCUCCAACAGCGACAUGUAUCUCAUUCCCGCCGCGAUGUUCCGUGACCCGUUCCGUAGAGACCCCAAUAAACUAGUGCUGUGCGAGGUGAUGAAGUACAACCACAAACCUACAGAAACAAACCUGCGACUGGCGUGCAACAAGGUGAUGGACAUGGUGAAGGACCAGCACCCCUGGUUCGGCAUGGAGCAGGAGUACACCAUUCUGGGCACCGACGGGCAUCCCUUUGGCUGGCCGUCCAAUGGGUUCCCCGGACCCCAAGGUCCAUACUACUGUGGCGUGGGGGCCGACAAGGCCUAUGGCAGAGACAUCGUGGAGGCUCAUUACAAAGCCUGCCUGUACGCCGGAGUGGACAUCUGUGGAACCAAUGCUGAAGUGAUGCCUGCACAGUGGGAGUUCCAGGUGGGGCCGACGGAGGGGAUCAAGAUGGGCGACCACCUGUGGGUGGCCCGCUUCAUCCUGCACCGCGUGUGCGAGGACUUUGGCGUGGUGGCGUCCUUCGACCCCAAGCCAAUCCAGGGCAACUGGAACGGCGCCGGCUGCCACACCAACUUCAGCACCAAGGAGAUGAGGGAGGAGGGUGGGCUGAAGGCCAUUGAGGAGUCCAUCGAGCGGCUGGGCAAGAGGCACCACUACCACAUCCGCGCCUACGACCCCAAGGGGGGUCUGGACAACGCCCGGCGGCUCACGGGCCGCCACGAGACCUCCAACAUCCACGAGUUCUCGGCGGGCGUGGCCAACCGCGGAGCCAGCAUCCGCAUCCCGCGCAGCGUGGGCCAGGAGCAGAAGGGCUACUUCGAGGACCGCCGCCCGUCCGCCAACUGCGACCCGUACGCCGUGACGGAGGCCCUGAUCCGCACCUGCCUGCUGGCGGAGGAGGGCGAGGAGCCCACGGAGUACUAGACCCACUGAAAACUCACACACACACACACACACACGCACGCACACAAACCCCACCGCCCACCUGUGUUUUAUCUGAGUUUACUUUGUAUUUUAUUUUUAACGGCUGAAAGGCGAACUAGUACUGUAUUCUUUUUCUUCCCUUGAAAUGAUAAAAAUGUAACCUGCUAGUUUUUUUUGAAUAUGGUCGACUUGCCAAGUGAAGAGGGUGGGGUGGGGGGGGGGUGUCUGGUUGGUAGCGGUGGGCAGGGUACACCUUCCCCCCCCCCCCCCGUGUGUUAGGGAGGGGUGGGAAGGAUUUCGUAACGUUUUUUUAAAAACUUGCUUAAUGAUGUAACGUAGUCUUUUCUAAACGACUAAAGCACAUGGACACUGAAGAGUAGAGCUGCUAUUGGCCGAACAUCAUGUGUAAUUUCUAAAAUGAGUCUUGACUAGUUUAACUGUUAUAUCGUGACCUGCCGUUUCCAACUAUCCAAUCUUAAAUGUUACUAAUACUUUUGAGAACUGUUUUUAUUUUUAAAUGGCACCAUUGGAGGUCUCCAGAUUUUUGGACAUGCUGGGUUUGUAAGUUCGUACGGUACACUUUGUAGAUGUUUGUACUCAUCAGACCUUUUUGUCUUAACAUCGUUCCCUUGCCAUUUGUAGAGUUUCUGUUCAACUCAUGAAGGAGUUUUAUCCUUUGUCUACUGCUAUAUUGUAAUUCACCUGAUUUGGUAAAAGCGUGAUUUUUACUGGACCUUUCUGUUUUCCUUGAAACAUUUAAAACUUAUUUUAUGACACGAA
Molecule: messenger RNA, 2064 nt
Organism: Gadus macrocephalus (Pacific cod)
Lineage: Eukaryota; Metazoa; Chordata; Actinopteri; Gadiformes; Gadidae
Product: glutamine synthetase
Exons: 7
Coding region: 169-1284 (371 amino acids)
Cellular component (GO): cytoplasm
Molecular function (GO): glutamine synthetase activity
Source: RefSeq, a predicted model, not a curated record